Messenger RNA from Aureobasidium namibiae CBS 147.97, 966 nucleotides. RefSeq lists its product as uncharacterized. Gene Ontology annotation, cellular component: actin cortical patch. The annotation marks the transcript as partial. The record is from RefSeq and is a predicted model, not a curated record. Lineage: Eukaryota; Fungi; Ascomycota; Dothideomycetes; Dothideales; Saccotheciaceae. Gene Ontology annotation, molecular function: phosphatidate phosphatase activity. The transcript is spliced from 2 exons.
UGGGAGGUUGAGUAUGUGGCCGCCUACUUCUCCCGCGAGACUUGCCGUGACGCAUCGCACGUUAUUGCCGACAUUGCUCGCCUGGUUGGUCUGAUCAAGGACAAGCUUGACAUCACACCCAUCAAGAAGCGCCUCGAGCCCUUCCUGAAUCCCAUUCUACCUCGUCAUACCAUCCGCGUCAACAUUGCCGAUACCGAGACCCAAACACUUGGCCCCUCGACAUCGUCAGGCAUAUCUUCUGAUCUGCUCCGCCUGCACUUUGAUGCGCCCACUGGAACACAAGUCACGACGACGGCGAACACAGACCCAUCGUCUUGCUUCGUCACACCUGGUCGUACCGUCUUGGCUGAGCCUACAGGCUGGGGCGUCAUCUCGGACAUCGACGACACGAUCAAGAUCACCGGCACCCUUUCUCCCAUCGCCGUCCUCAAGUCAACUUUCCUCGAGACACCAACGCCAGUAUCAGGCAUGCCUGAGCUGUAUACCGACCUGGUCAAGUACCUCGCCGAUCCCAUCUUCUUCUAUCUGUCCGGAUCUCCGUACAAUUUGUAUCCUUUCUUGCGUAGCUUCCGCAAAGAGCACUUCCCUGAUGGCACCAUGAUUCUCCGUGAUGCUUCCUGGCAGAAUCUGGGCGGUCUGAUCAGCAGUCUGUCCAUCAACGUCCAAGAGUACAAAGUCGACAGACUUGAAAAGAUGCGUACCUGGUUUCCUGAUCGUCAGUUCAUCUGUAUUGGCGACAGUACACAGAAAGAUCCAGAGUCGUACGGUGAUAUUGCGAGACGCCAUCCUGGCUGGAUCAAGGCUAUCUACAUCCGCCGUGUUCCUGAUGAAAAUGGAAUCCAAGGCGCUCUGAAUCCUGACCGAAACUCGAAGAAGCGAUUUGAGGCAGCCUUCAAGGAACUGGAUCCCAAAAUGUGGCUGGUGUUUGAUGAAGCUGAUGAAGUGCGAAGGAACGUGCAGUUGCUG